Erythranthe guttata (spotted monkey flower) is the source of this 1892-nucleotide messenger RNA. RefSeq names its product transglycosylase. The record is from RefSeq and is a predicted model, not a curated record. NCBI's taxonomy places the organism in Eukaryota, Viridiplantae, Streptophyta, Magnoliopsida, Lamiales, Phrymaceae.
GGGAGAGGCCACGUGUCACCUCAAACAAUAACCUCCCUACAAUGCGUAAAAAGGAAAGCUCAACAGUCGUCAAAUCACAGCCAACAAACUUUCUCCGCCAAAAAAAAAAAAAAAAAAAAAAAAAAAAAAAUUGAACAUUCUGAUACUAUACAUUUUCCUUGAAUGUCUCGAUUUCAUUUGCCCAGGGAUUCUUUCUUGCUGGAGUUCAAAUUAAGGUUCCCUUUUCAAUCCUUUUGUUCUCCCGCCUUCCCAAUCCAGGAUGGCAUCUGUCAGCUUCAAGUACUGGAAUGACUGCGUGGAUCCUGAGGACUUGGAUGCUAUGUGGAUGGAGCCUGAUGUCAGAGCAGAGUGGAUUGAUGUUGGAGAGACCAUGGGAUCGAAGGUCCACCUGUCACGUGAUCCUGAUGGUCAGCCUUAUUUAACACAGACUGAGAUGAGGGCUGUGGCAGGAAUUAUUGUUCGAAGGCAUUUUGUCUCACAGAUAGAUUCGGACAUGCUUUGUGCCAUUGCUGAGCUUGAAAGUGAUAGACAACCACUUGCUACAAGCUAUAACAAGAAAUCGGAAGAUGUAAAGAUGGGAAUAAUGCAAAUCUCACCAAGAACUUCAGAGUGGCUGACCAGAGAGUUGGGUUACAGUGCUUAUCAAGUCGCUGAGGAUCCAAAAUUUCUGUAUAAGCCUUUUCUUAAUGUUUAUCUAGCAGCAGCCUAUCUUAAGUGGAUAUCAAACUAUGACCAAAAAGAAAGGAGUGAAGAGUUCAUGGUUAGGGCUUAUAAAGGUAGUAUAAAAAAGGCUACUCACAAGUCAACGUUGCCAUACUGGAGAAAAUAUCUUUCUGUCAAGGAAAGUCUUCCAUCCAGAAAAGCCUUUGGAGUCGGAUCUGCACCUAAUGUUCCUUCAUCAUCUGCUACUGCAGUUUCACAAAGCAAAGAAGCAAGUCCUGUCAAUGCAACUUGGGACUCAAGAACUUCUGGUGAAGACAUGGAAGAUAUGUGGAAUCAUCCUGAUGUAAACAAGGAAUGGACAAAAUCUGGUGAGAGAAGGGGGAAUGUGCGAUUAUCUCAUGAUGCAGAAAAGCAUCCUUAUCUUUCACGGGUAGAACUAAGGGCCGUGGCAGAAAUCAUUUUGGCUAAGCACUCAAACAUAAAAGGAGUCAAACCUACUGUUUUAUGUGCUGUCUCUGAAAUGGUUAGCAUGCGAUUUGUGAAUGGGGUUGGGCAGCGCACAGGACUAAUGGGAAUCGACUAUCCAACAGCUCGCUGGCUGUACAAGGAUGGUGGAUACAAAGGUUACAUGGUGCAGUCUACUGAAGAUCUUACCAAGCCUUUUGUUUCCAUGUACUUUGGUGCAGCCUACAUGGCUUGGCUAUCACAAUAUGAAGGAAGGGAGAGAAGUCUCCAGUUUGUUGUUCAGGCCUAUCUCUCUGGCCCACAAAAUGUGAACCUUCAAGAAACGGGCCCUCUCUGGAUGAAGUUUGAGGAAGCUUUAAGCCGCUACGAAGAAACUAGAAGGGAAAAUGGCAGCUGCGUUAUUAUGUGAGCUUUUUGAGUCUCGUUUGUCAAGCUGUGACAUGUACAAAGUCAUUUCUAAGUUCUCUCAUAUUGCAUAGGAUUUCACAUCUCUAAAUGAUUGGGAUUUUUUUUUCUUUCCCUACAAUAUUAUUUUAAAUGUUUAGCUCUUAAUUGAACCAGUUUUUUUUUUUUUUUUUUUUUUUUUAUAAAUCGUCUGUGGGAUUUGAAAUCUCUUCAAUAUGGGUCAUGUUGUACGAUUCACCGAAUUCAAUCAAAGAUCUGAUCAAACAAUUCAAGAUCGAACAACGAGCAAUAGAACAAACACUAACCAUGCACCGAAUCUUCUUUCAACAUAUUCAAUCGUCUUCUUUUCUAUCUUUUCU